Messenger RNA from Ostreobium quekettii, 348 nucleotides. The record is from the annotation of a GenBank genome assembly. Lineage: Eukaryota; Viridiplantae; Chlorophyta; Ulvophyceae; Bryopsidales; Ostreobiaceae.
AUGGCCUCCUUCGCCGUGUCGAUGCGUUCUGGCGCGCCCGUGCGGGCCUCCGUGGCGAGGCGCCACGCCGCCAAGCGCCCGACGGCCCUCCCGGCGCUUCGCACCACGAGAGCCAGGACGCUGGUCGUGAGGUCCAAGCCGGAUGUGGAGAAGGCCAUUGAAGAGGCAAAGGAAGUGUGCGAAGGGGGUGAGAACGAGGCUGAGUGCGCGACUGCCUGGGAUCAGGUGGAGGAGCUCGCAGCGGCUGUUUCUCGCAAGAAGGCUGCUGAGGCCAACGCAGGCGAUCCCCUGGACAAGUUCUGUGAAGAGGUUCCUGAAGCCGAUGAGUGCAGGGUUUAUGAGGAUUAG